GGCGACGGGUCGGGCUGCGGCGCCCGCGCGACACGGUGUGGCACGAGCGGGUGCUGCUCUACCUUGCGGGGGGCACAUACUGGUGGGUGCUGACGCCAGACGCCGAUCGGCACGUCGAGGACGUGUCGGGGCCCGUCGGCGACGGCUGCAACAGGGCCUUCGUCGUCGCGCUGGACGGCACGGCCCCCGCCUUGGCCCACGGCUCCUUCUACCGUUUUGCGCGGCCGCUGACCUGGGAGGAGCUGCGCAGCGCGGUGCUCAGAUCGAGGACCGACCAGCAGGAGCACGCCAGUGACGAGCCCCUGGAUGACCCCGCGGAGGUCUACACCUGGGAGGGGGUCUCUCGCCCGUUCGGGCUCCUACGACGUCGCCUUCCGCUGCGGGGGGCCAGGGGCGCUGUCGGGGGGGCCGACGCCCCUCCUGGUGGCGCUUCGCCCUCGGCGGCGAUGGUGAGGGAGGCCGGCUCCUGGCAGCUCGUGGAGGCGGCCCCCGUCGGCGCGGUGGACUCCUUCAGGGACAGGCGCCCGAGGGAGCUGCUCGGGCUGGUCGAGAGGGACCUGCCCGCCGACGCCCGCGUCAGGGGACCUCCGCUGCCGCCGCCGGCCUUGCCACCUGGUGGCGAGGCAGAUCCCUCGCGCGGAGCUGCCGAGGCCACGGGCCCCAGCGCUGACGACCAGGCGGACUCGGUCGACGACGCGAGGACGCUGUGGGUUCAGCACGACGAGCAAGGGGGCCGCCACAAGCCGUGGCGCGAGGUUGUCCGCGAGAUCAGGAAGUACACGUUCAAGGACUGGCCACUCGAGGACGGCCUCAGCACGGUGGAGCACAUGGCGAAGCGCUGGGAGCAGGACGGCGGGCCACCCUUGCUCUGGUUGGACCUGCGGGCGCGGGGCCGGCCGCUGAGCCAGACGGACCGCAGCUACAUCGACAUGAAGCGCCUGCUCACGGCGAUCUUCUAU
Prorocentrum cordatum is the source of this 959-nucleotide messenger RNA. The record is from the annotation of a GenBank genome assembly. NCBI's taxonomy places the organism in Eukaryota, Dinophyceae, Prorocentrales, Prorocentraceae.